Salmo salar (Atlantic salmon) is the source of this 1814-nucleotide messenger RNA. RefSeq lists its product as uncharacterized. Gene Ontology annotation, cellular component: chromatin; PcG protein complex; transcription regulator complex. Gene Ontology annotation, biological process: regulation of transcription by RNA polymerase II. The record is from RefSeq and is a predicted model, not a curated record. Lineage: Eukaryota; Metazoa; Chordata; Actinopteri; Salmoniformes; Salmonidae. Gene Ontology annotation, molecular function: DNA-binding transcription factor activity, RNA polymerase II-specific; RNA polymerase II cis-regulatory region sequence-specific DNA binding.
GCUUCUUCAACAGCGACAAAAGGCUUCUGAUUCAACCAUCGCAGUGGUUUGCUAGCGAACAUAAAACUGAAACAUUGAAGCUCUUUAGACCAAUCUUGUGUAUAUUACUCUUAGUGUUUUAAACAUAAUUCUCUUUACCUUUCUACUAGUUCAUUUAUACGUAAUUUGCUUGUUAAAUUAGCAAAUGUGUUAAAUUGAUACAGCACUAGUCUAAUCUCCCGGAGCAUGAGCUCACUAAACUUUACGGAGAAAGAAGCUCUAAUGAAAGAAGAGGUAGAAGCUUUCAGAAUGAAAAAGGAGGAAGAGGCGGCUGUCACAUUGAAAGAAGAGGAUGAUAUUACAGUGAAAGAGGAAGAUGGGAAAGAGGUUGUCAGAGUGGAUGAGGAGGAGGUAGAAUCUUUCAGAAUCAAAAAGGAGGAAGGUGCCAUAACAAUACAAGAAGAGAAUGUAGUGAAAGAAGAGGAAGAACCUUUUGGAGUAAAACAGGAAGAAGAGGCUAUCUCAAUAAAAGAGGAGGAGGACGACGUUUUGGGAGUGAAAAAGGAGGAGGAGGCUGAAUAUCAGAUUACCACCAGAGAGAGACAUGACUAUUGUCGAUCCUCUGGGAAGCCUCAACAACAUCCUGAUGCUGACGAGGCAGAGAAGAGUCUCUCCAGAUCAGAACACCAGAUGGACAACGCUAACCCUUCCUCCCUCCCGGAGUCCCUGUGUCGUGCCUCUCCCGGUAGCACCUUACUGCUGGGUAUGAAGAGGGUGUCUGUGCUGCUGGUGGACUGCAGGAAAACAACGGGGCUGAGUGGAACUGUGAGAGGAGGAGAAGAGAAGAAAGGAUCAGAUUUGACUCAUCAAAGAGGAAAACCAAACUUGGAACUGGAGAUGUCCAAACCAGCAAGACGACACCUCUGCUCCCAGAUUGGAAAGAGUUUUACGAAGUUAGGAAGCCUGAAAAGACAUGCGAGGACACAAACAGGAGAGAAGCCAUACAAUUGCUCUCAGUGUGGAAAGAGCUUUAACAAGUUAGGAAACAUGAAAUCUCAUGAGCGAAUACACACAGGGGAGAAGCCUUACCACUGCUCCCAGUGUGGAACUAGGUUUACCAAGUUAGGAAGCCUGAAAAGACAUCAGAGGACACACACGGGGUCGAAGCCACACCAUUGCGCCCAGUGUGGAAAGAGUUUUAACCAGUUAGGAAACAUGAAAUCUCAUGAGCGAAUACACACAGGGGAGAAGCCUUUCCAUUGCUCUCAGUGUGGAAAGAGCUUUAGCCAGUUAGGAAGCCUGAAAGCCCAUGGGCGAAUCCACACAGGGGAGAAACCUUACCACUGUUCCCAGUGUGGAAAGCGUUUUAACCGGUUAGGAAAGCUGAAAGAACACAUGAGACUGCACACAGGGGAGAAGCCUUACAAAUGCUCAGACUGUGGGAAGACAUAUUACUCAUCACAGUCACUUAAAAGUCAUGUGAAAAUCCACACAGGAUAGAAUAAUUACUUCUCCUAGUGUGUAAAUUUAUAUUUCACAUCACAUUGACUUAAUUACUUCUCCUAGUGUGUAAAUUGAUAUUUCACUUCACAUUGACUUAAUUACUUCUCCUAGUGUGUAAAUUGAUAUUUCACUUCACAUUGACUUAAAAUUCAUCAGAGAACUUGCACAGUGCUCCGUUGUCUUAUAUUGUUGACUGAUAAUGUGUUUACCUGUUUUUACCAUAUGAAAUGUAAUUAUACAAAGAAUAUUCAAACAUAUAUGUGUAUGUUUUUAUUAGAAAACAUGAAUUGAAUAUGGAGUAUGUCAGUUUGAAUAUAAAGUAGGUCAGAUUC